Messenger RNA from Anarrhichthys ocellatus (wolf-eel), 1466 nucleotides. RefSeq names its product growth factor, augmenter of liver regeneration (ERV1 homolog, S. cerevisiae) (gene gfer). Lineage: Eukaryota; Metazoa; Chordata; Actinopteri; Perciformes; Anarhichadidae. Gene Ontology annotation, biological process: liver development. Gene Ontology annotation, molecular function: flavin adenine dinucleotide binding; flavin-dependent sulfhydryl oxidase activity. Gene Ontology annotation, cellular component: mitochondrion. The transcript is spliced from 3 exons. The record is from RefSeq and is a predicted model, not a curated record. Bases 193 to 780 code for a protein of 195 amino acids.
UAUCGUUAUCGCUCACAUCAGUCGGUAAGUGUGCAGCACGACGACGAAGCUGUCCUCCCGGUGGACUCAAAAUAUUUAAAAAAAAAAAGCGAUAAUGUGCCAAGUCAGAUGUAGCUGCAUUUGAACAGCCGGGCAUUCCCGAUGAUGUAUCGAUCAGUCGUUCCUAGUUAUUAGGUAAUAUAGACAGCGAACAUGGCUGCGCCCACAGGACCGACAGGAUCUUCAACCUCCAACCCGCCCGGGUUUGAAGGUUUUCCGUUUGCCGUGGCAGUCAAACCACCGCAGGACGGCUCCGGUAAAGAGCCGGAGCAGACAGGGGAUGUGAAAAAGAAGCCAUGCAGAGCUUGUACGGACUUUAAAUCCUGGAUGAAGAUCCAUAAGAAACAGACGACAGCUGCUGUACAGGAGACCCGAGCUGCAGAGUCAGAGCCACAAGACCCACAAUGUCCAUUGGACAGGGAGGAGUUGGGGCGUAACACCUGGUCCUUCCUGCACACCAUGGCAGCGUAUUACCCCGAUAGACCAUCUUCUACCCAGCAGCAAGAGAUGGGGCAGUUCAUCAACCUUUUCUCCAAGUUCUUCCCAUGUGAUGAAUGUGCAGAAGACCUCAGGGGCAGAUUGAAAACCAAUCAGCCGGACACCAGGAGUCGCCAUGCUCUCUCUCAGUGGCUCUGUCUUAUCCACAAUGACAUUAACGUCCGGCUGGGCAAGUCCGAGUUCGACUGCUCCCGUGUCGAUGAGAGGUGGAGAGAUGGAUGGAAAGAUGGCUCCUGUGACUGAUGAGGUGUGAGGACCGAGCUCAGACAUGAGAGGAAACAACUUUGAGUGGGAACACCACAAAGUGGAGCUCACAACUCUGUUGUGGAGGAAGUUAACGUGAAGAGAGAGAGACUAUGGUGUGCACUUCAAAUUCUUCUUCUAUGGUCAGUUAAUAAAACUGAUCCGAUAAUAAAAUGAAAGAUACAAAACAAAUAGGUAUCCCUCUUUGAUUUUCAGGCUAGAACCAAACCGGUUUAGUUUCACUGAACUUGUUAAUUCCGGUUGUUGGGGAGUUUUAAAAGUUUGCGAUACAAACUUGAUAUUUAAAUUUUACAUUCAAUCUUGUGUUUGUUGACCAAUAUAGCCGUGAUUUAUCUGUUGAAGCAGUAAGUUAGUUACAAUCAGCCCAUUCAAAUGUUGUUUCCUGUUCUGAAGUCUUAUUUCACCCUGAAGGUUAAGGUUCAAAUCUCAUUUUGUCAGCAAUUCAUUAGAAAUAUCCCAAAUUAAUUCAUUUUUAAUGUCCUAUGUAUAUGAUGGACAUGAUGAUUACAGAAUGGUUUUUCAUUGAAUAUUUGUAUAGUUACUCACUUUGUCUUUUGUGAUUAUGUUCACUUAUUUGCAUAAUUUAGUGCUGGAAUUAGUAAUUAUGUAAUUUGCUAUUUACAACCAUGAUUAUUGAUAAUUUAAGUCAUUAAAUUAAGUUAAAA